AUGCUACCAAACAAAAAUUCCGAGCAGGACUUCUUUGCUGUACUUCCGCCGAUUACCAAUGAUGAUGAUGAGGAUUUGGAGAAAGACUUAACAAAACCAACGAUCGAAGCUCCCAUCUUGUUUGCUCAAAACAAUACCACAACUAAGUGCAAAUAUUUGAUAUUGAACACUUACAAGUUACAAAAGAGAGGAAAUGUUGUUCUUUCAGAACAAUUUACUUUCUCUCGUCACAAGGCAAAACUUUAUGCUUAG
Messenger RNA from Dovyalis caffra, 252 nucleotides. The record is from the annotation of a GenBank genome assembly. NCBI's taxonomy places the organism in Eukaryota, Viridiplantae, Streptophyta, Magnoliopsida, Malpighiales, Salicaceae.